Molecule: messenger RNA, 1266 nt
Organism: Candidozyma duobushaemuli
Lineage: Eukaryota; Fungi; Ascomycota; Pichiomycetes; Serinales; Metschnikowiaceae
Product: protein-lysine N-methyltransferase
Exons: 1
Coding region: 1-1266 (421 amino acids)
Biological process (GO): peptidyl-lysine trimethylation; peptidyl-lysine monomethylation
Molecular function (GO): protein-lysine N-methyltransferase activity; protein binding
Source: RefSeq, a predicted model, not a curated record
AUGAAAGACUUUGAUGCCAAAUUGGGCACGCUUUUGAAGUGGCUUAGCGCCAAUACUGCGCUGUCGCUUGUUUCGCCGAAAAUCACCGUGAAAAAUACCCCUGAUUCCGGUAGAGGCCUCUACGCCACAGGCCGAAUCGGGUCUCUGGAGGAAAUUGUGAAUGUACCCCACCUGCUUUUGCUCAAUUUCACCACGGCACUUGCACACGUGUCGAAAUUUGCAGGUUUCGCUUUGUCAGAGCCGCAUUAUGCCAAAAUCAACGUCCCCAAGACUCCGCAAGAUCAAAUCACCCAGAUCUACCAAAAACUCACGCUAGACGGCAUUUUGGCGCUUCUGUCGUUCCAGUUCUUGAGCGCGUACAUUGUGCUUGAAAAACGGCGUGGAACAAACUCUUUCUGGAAACCGUUUUUGGAUAUGCUUCCUGAGCUAGAGGAGCUCUCCUUGGCUCCAGUGGUAUGGACGGUGCUUCAAUCGCCUGGCCACGAGGAUCUCACGAGACAUUUGCCCAGAUCCACAAGAAAACACUCAGAAAGAGUCGUCAAGCGUUUCGAGACGGACUACGCCACAGUUAAUGCAUUUUUAGACCUCACCCUAGACAAAGUCGAGUUCCUUUGGGCCUGGAUGUGUAUCAAUUCCCGUUGCUUGUACAUGGAGAUGCCACAGAAAAAGGACUCGAGCGACAAUUUCACUUUAGCGCCCUAUGUGGAUUUCCUAAACCACCUGGGAAACGACGAAUGUGGAAUAAAGAUAGACACCCAUGGAUUCCAUGUUCUCACUUCAUCAGUUUACACGCCUGGCAUGGAAUUAUACUUCAGCUACGGGCCCCACUCCAACGAGUUUCUUUUAUGUGAGUACAGUUUCACAAUUCCACAAAACCGGUGGAACUACAUCGACGUUUCUGACUAUAUUACACCCCUUCUUCGGCCCCAGCAUGUCGCUUUCCUCAAGGAGGCAGGCUACUACGCAGAUUACACCAUCAACGAUAUGGGAAUGUCGUUCAGAACAGAAAUAGCUCUAGCCACUUUGCAAGAAUCCGAUCCGGCUCAAUCCAGAAAGCUCCAGGCUUUUGUGGAUGGGAUUUCUGAUGGUACAGUGUACCAGCUCAAGAGCCAUGUGCUUUUGAAGCACAUCCUUACGAAGAUCGUGGGAGACUGUGAUAAGAAAUUGGCGAUAGACACGGAGGAUCUGAGGAUAAAGGCCAUUUCUGUGCUUUACAGCGACACGAAAGCUAUAGCAGAGAGGACCAUAGAGGAAAUUGGCGGAUAA